Salvia hispanica is the source of this 1778-nucleotide messenger RNA. RefSeq lists its product as uncharacterized. The record is from RefSeq and is a predicted model, not a curated record. Lineage: Eukaryota; Viridiplantae; Streptophyta; Magnoliopsida; Lamiales; Lamiaceae.
UCUAAAAUAAGCAAAGAGGAAAAGGAAAGGGGCUAGAAAUUGUGAGUGGAAUUUCACUACCUUCAUCUCCUUCACAAACAUUCAUGGCUUCAGCCACCAAUCAUCUCCUUAGCCCCAAAUCCUCAAACAUAUCCGGCUCCGGCGAGUCCAGGCUCCGUCGCACUAAGCGUACGCUCUCCAAUAUCUUUUGUGGCGCUUUCCGUUCCAAGUCAACUCUUCAGGAGCUGGGAGAUGGCCCAGCGGUAAAUUCAAUUUGCUACACUAAAAGCUUAUCUCUAGUUGAUGCUCAAAACUCAACCCUAGAAUCCUCUUCUGUAUUCACAUCGGAAUCAGGGGAGGCAGUGCCCAUAUAUGAAAAUGGGGACUCAUCUGACAGAAGCAGUAUCACUGAGGACGCUUUUCCUGAAUCUGGUCCAAUCGAUGUUCAGUCAAGCAGAGAUAUCAAAACUCUUCCACAAUCGUCUGCUCAAGAAUCGAUCUCUGAUAACGCGAUCAAUUACAUUGCGGAACUUAUUGAUGCCAAUACAGUAACUGAAGACACGGCUUCCAUUUAUCCAGGUCACGAUCAGUCACAGGGGCUCAUUGUUCAACACCCGCAUUCAAAUGAUAUUGUCGAAUAUAGCCACAAUGCAGCUGUAGGCUACAGUUCUGAUCCAAGGUCUCUUUCUAUUGUCUCUGAUUCUUUACCACGAUUUGAAUACCCCGGAGAUGACCGUGCUCACGUGUCAACAACUUCUAGUUCAGGGUUUAUUGUGUCUGACAGUGACCAGAAUUUGAUAAAUGGUGAUCUUCUUCGCCUUGAUUUGGUUAGUAUCUCUUCCAACUCCUUAUCUGGUAGCAUUGCUGAAGUAAGUAGCCAUGAAACUAGAAGAAACAGUAUGAGGCUAUUUUGGGAUGCUUUGGCAAGACGCAGCUUAAGAAGGAACAUUGAUUCGCCGACAUUUGUUUUUGCAACUGGUCUGGCUGGUGACUUAGGUUCACAUGACAGAUGGCUUCUUGAGUUCAGUGGUGAUCUCCAUUACUAUGGAGCCAGUCGUGAUCUUGAUUCAUUCAGUGUAGGACUUCAUCGAAGAUAUGAAAGGAGAUGGCUGUUGAGAUCUGAGGACUCAGAAACAAUAAGUGGUAUUGAUGGGGAAGAUGAACAUACUGCUUUAUGUGCAUCUGGACUUCAUCUGGAUGGUACAUGCUCAUGUGACUCAUUCUUUACAGCUGAAGAGUCAAGUAGUCUUGCAAAUAUUUCACGAAUAGUCCUACUUGCAGAGGCAUUAUUUGAGGUUUUGGAUGAAAUUCAUAAUCAGUCUCUGUCACUUUCGCUAUCUACUCUCUCGCUUCCUGCUCCAGAAUCUGUCGUGGAUGAAUUCCCUCUCAAGUAUUACAAAAAAAAUAGUAAGGAGGAAAGUGAUUCCACUGAUGAUAGACAGUGUUAUAUUUGCUUAGCCGACUACGAGGAAGGGGACAAACUGAGAGUCCUUCCAUGUAAUCAUGAAUUUCACACCCCUUGCAUUGAUAAAUGGCUGAAAGAAGUAAAUAGGGUAUGCCCAGUCUGCAGACACGAUGUCUGUGAGGGCCGCGGAGAGUGUUCCGUUUCAAACCCACAAGUAUUCUCACAAUAGAAAUGCAACUGUAGAUAUACUAAAACAUACUAGUAAGUUGCUACUUGUAUACCUUUCAAGGGCUAACUCAAUAUGUUGUGUGUCUAGAAUCUGUGGAAUAUGAAACUAUGGUGCUGCAAUGUAUAUAUAAAACUAGUCAUCAACUGUUGUUGGAGAUGUCACUAA